This is a messenger RNA of Xenia sp. Carnegie-2017, 813 nucleotides long. Its product is annotated as kinetochore protein NDC80 homolog. The transcript has 6 exons. Lineage: Eukaryota; Metazoa; Cnidaria; Anthozoa; Malacalcyonacea; Xeniidae. The coding region runs from base 364 to 789 and encodes 141 amino acids. The record is from RefSeq and is a predicted model, not a curated record. Gene Ontology annotation, biological process: attachment of mitotic spindle microtubules to kinetochore. Gene Ontology annotation, cellular component: Ndc80 complex.
UAAUACUGGCCGGUAUAUAAAUGUUGUUUGUUUGUUUGUUUGAUGAGGACAAGGUAAGUUCUUAUCUCUAUCAAAAUGUCUUUGCAGUCUGAAUGCCAUAACAUGUGAUAACAUGUGUUUCAAAUGUACCUAGUUUAAUAUGGCUGUGACAGUCAUAGAUAUAUGGGAUGUUUAUGCUUGAUUUUCCAAUGAAUUGUAUUAAUAUACCAAACAAUUAAGCGAAAUGUAAAUGUCUGACAUGAUAGGGCAAAACCUGCAAAGUAUCUUCAGAAAAUCUAAUCUAAACCAAAGCAACCACUACUAAAUCAUUCCAGAUCCAUCUCUGUAUUCAGCAGAUGUUUCUGCCACUGUUAAUGUCUCACUAUGUACACCUUUGUCUUGUUACCGCAGUUGUAUUUUGAUUACCUUGAGAAAGCGUACGAAGCGUUUAUUUACGGUCAAGACUUAGAUAAUCUGGAUGAGUACACAGAAGCACUGUACGAAGAACUGAGAAGCAAGAAUGCUCCACUUAUUGCUGAAAACGAAGAGCUGAGUCACGAAAACAAGCUACUGGAGGAAGAACUGGCGAGACUUGAAAGUGAACCGUCAAAGCUUGAAGCAUUAGUGGAACAAAAGAGAACACUAGAGCUCGACAAGACUAAAUUCGACACCUACAUCACUGAUCUCGAGAAGCAUCGUCUCAAACUUGAGGAAAGAAAAAUUCAGAACGAAGAAGAAUUGAAUGAUCUCAAUCUGGAGUACACAGCAACAUCAAGAGAGAAAGAGCAGUUGGAGGUUUUGCACAGUUGAUCAAUAUUCUUAUCUUUUACUGUA